UGUGACCGUUACGCGAACUUAAGGCUAGGUCACAAUUGCUUACAACACAAAACAUAUUCUGGCAAAAGAAACGGAAUAGUUUACUCAAAUGUUCAAAUUCAGUACACCGUACAACAGAUCAACACAAACAAAUCUAAAGACAGAAAAACCCUAUUACAACGGUCACAACGGUGUGAGUCCUCGCUGCAAUAAUACAAAAAUACAUGCAUGUCAAAAAAAAUAUAAAAAAGCUCCGUACGAUGAUAAUCCAUUUUGUUAAAAAUACUAAAAAUUAAAAAUGGCUUAAACAGAAAAACUAAUAAAAAAGAUUCCUGACAUAGGAAUCUUCCUCAUUUCUUCCGUAACCAGCAAGAGUCCGUUACGAAUACUCUGCAUCCCGAAAGAAAGUUUAAAAAAGUCAAAAUCCAACAUUUAAAACUAAAGUCGUGAGUGAUUAAGUGUUAAUAGUACGGAAAAGUGGUAAACUAAGUAAGUAACAAAAACGAGAAGCAUCCUAAGUACACUAAUAAUUACAGAGUUAAGGGGCAAAACCCCGACUGACGCUGUUCAGACAAUAGACCGAAGCCGCGCUCUGAUCAUUGGCGGUCGUUUGGACAGGCGGGAGUUUUGAGCUGCCCAGCCAAUGGUAAAACUAUACGACUCUAAAGCGCGCCAGCUCAUGAUGAAGAAUUAGGCGCUAAUUCGGAGUUUACUCGGUGAGUUAAAAUGUUCACAAACGAAUUAAGGCUAAUUAAUACAAUACAAAAUAUUAAAAUAUAAAAUACCACCCAAUCAGGUUUUUAUAAUACAUCCGCUACAUUAAAACUAUAACUGCGAGAGGAGGAAAAACAUGCAUUGACACCACACGUACACUGUAAAACCGUUCUGUUAACCUAAGGUUCUGACCGAGGCCGAGGAGGGUCACGAACCGAUGCCAAGCUUGGCCUGAGGCAGGGUCCUCAGUCGCUAGUGCCCGACCACCGUGGGAUACCCUUAGAACACACUUACACACUCACACACAAGGCUAGGCUAAGUAGAAGAAACUUCAAACCAUAGAACUUAAAAUUAGAAAUAGAUUGGAUCCUAAUACAUACAUUUUUAUGCUCUCCAAAUAGAUCUUUACAAUAAACCAACCAUAUACCAGCGAACAACGUUUGUGAUUUCUUUUGCCAGGAUCAGUUCACUUGCGGAAAUCGACCCAAUAAGGAAAGGUGAGGAAAACGAGUCACAGCACCCAAUCAUCAUCGGUGAGUUAUGUUGUAGCAUAUAAGUCUCUGGCUGGCAACCCCUUCUAAAGUUACAUGGCGCCCAACAAAAAGUAUUACGCAAGUGAAUAAUGUUCAUGAUCAGUGAAAUCAUAUAACUCUAUAAAUUUGGAAUGCUUCGCAUAGAUUUUCAAUGAUAUUUAAUGUUUUUAAUCAUUGUAUUUUUUGUUCUAUGCUUCAUGCUAGUGCGUCGAUCAGUCAUAUUUCAUCGACCUAACAGCAUUGAAUGCGUCUCCAUAAACAACAACAAAAUCUCCUAAUAGUACCUACAGUCUGGUCCUAUUUCUUUUGUACAUGGUUUGUCUAGACGGUAUACAAGGCUAUAAGUUCGGAUAAAGUAUAUAAAAACCGAGUAAACGCGACGAUAGGAAAUUCAAGAUCAAAGGUGUGAUAGAGAUAAUAAAACGAUUAGGAAGUGCGAGUGAAUUAGCAAGUGACCUAGAAUUGAGAGGACAAUAGAAAAAAAGUACAAGAGCAGAUCAGUUAUUUUUUCACCAUCGACCGAUCAAGUGCUAAGAGUUCCGUAAAGACUGGCUUUCAACGCGCGCGGAGUGUUAAAAAAACAGAGGAGAAUGUCUCAAGAAGAGGGGGAAACUCCACAGAGGGUUAAAAGGGGCAGAAGGAAGAGGCACUCGAUGCCGCUCAAAUUCGCGGAUUCGAUCGAUCCAGCGGUAACGGGAACGGAAAAUGUAGUCGAAGGCAAUGUUCAAGCCGGCGCAGAAAAUUCGAUGCGAAAUGAAAAAUUAAACCAUAGGAAGAGGGCUUCGAUCGAAGGGACGCAUAAAAUCGCCACCAGAAGUAUAGCAGUACAAACCGCGGAAAUACGUUGUGAUAGUCAGGUGAGCGAUAGGGGCAGUAGUGAAUCAGAUGAAUAUUGUCGUGAAUACAGAGCUAGUGAAAUGUCGUUUACUAAUCAUACAAUGCCUGGAGUGGAUAGCGAGAUGAUGCCUUUAUUUUACAAUAAUUUAUACCCAGCAAACUCUUUCUGCAUGAGACGAUCGAUGCCAAUAUCAAAAUGGCCGAUAAGAUACUCUGGAAUUGAUUGUGGAAUUGGUCUCAAUUUGUUUCUCAGACAAGUAGAUUUUUUUGCCAAUUCGGAAAAUGUUUCAGAAGCUGAAUUGAAAUCUUCUUUUCACCAACUUCUUGUAGGAGCUGCUAGUCAGUGGUAUAUAGCGUAAUGGGCAACUAUUUGUCACAUGGAUUAGCAAACUUUUGUGGAAUACCUUAGAAAGGAAUUUUUGCCAUCCAAUAUUGACUAUGUGGUUAAAAGCAAAGCUAUGACAAUGUAUCAACGUCGAAAUUAAUCAUUUUCAAUGUUUCUAGUUCGAAUGGAACAAUUUUUUUUGUGCAGUACACAUCCAAUGUGUGAGAAAGAGAAGUUUGAAAUUAUUUGGAAUACCAUGCGGCAUAAGUAUCGUACUAUGCUGUCAACCAAAAAAAUCAAUUCUUUUGCUCGCUUAGAAGAACUGUGCAUCAGAAUUGAUUCAAAUGACCCUGAACUCACACAGAAAUUUGCCAAUGCCUUUGAACAAAGAAAAAAUUUUGAAUGUGAUAUUACACAGCCUUCGACAAGUAGAGCGAGAAGCUUAGACAGGGGCGAACAUUUCUCUUGCAAUGCAAGUGCUGAGCAAAACCAAAAUCUACACAAACCUAGGUACACAUCCAACCCGAAGGCAGAAAGAAGAUUUACACACUCUAAUUUCAGAAACGAUGGGGAAGGAAAAAUGAGGAAAUUUAAUAAUGAAAAACAGUGGAAAAGGAAUACGUUGAACUCAAAUGCAGUUGAACAGAAUCACGUUGCAUCGUGGAAAAAUAUGUCUCCAACAAAAAUUCGUGAAUUUUACAAAACUCCUGAAAAUACGUGCUUUAAUUGCAGAAGAAUAGGACAUCAUUUUUCCAAGUGCUUUUUUAGAAGAUCAGUGUUCUGUUAUGUUUGUGGACUUCCAGAUUUCCACUAUGAAGAUUGUCCCUUUGUGAUAAAAAAACAUGUGAUGGAGAACUUGCAAGAGGAAGUUUCUCCUGAGAUUGGAAAGCCCUCUCAGAAAACUGAAAACCAAAAGAGUGUGGUGAGUGGCGAAUACAAAAAUGAAAAACAGGAUAGGGAUGGCCAUGAAUUCAGAAAUCAUUACGAGGAAAUAAAUGAAGCGAUUGUUAGUUUAGAAUGUGACAAUAGAUAUUUUCUGAAACUAAAGAUUUUAGGGGUGGAAAUAAUGGGCUUGCUAGAUUCCGGCAGCAACAUAACCGCAAUGGGGAAUCAAUGUGGCAAUGUACUUGAGCAUUUUGGUGUCAAUAAAUUAGAUCAAGAAAUAAAUCUGAAAACUGCUAGUGGCGAGAAAUUGGAAAUUGUUGGAUUCACUGACGUUCCCCUUACAGUGCAAAACAGAACGAAAAUGUUUCCCUGCUUAAUUGUCCCCAAGUUGGGAAGUAAGUGCAUACUUGGAGUAGAUUUUUUUUGACCAUUUUAAUAUAAAAUUAACAUUGGAUGGAAACGACGAACUGGAAAAAUAUGUUUUUAGUAUUGACAAAAAUGUGCCUGAGGAAAUGAAUGAAAUUAAUAUGUUGCCUAGUGAUGAAUCUGUCUUAAACCUGAAUCAAGAACAGCAAAAUGAAUUGAACAGCAUAAAAUUAAAAUUUAAACGAGCCAAUGGUGAUGAAUACUUAGAGGCAUGUAACGUACUAGAGCAUGAAAUAGUUUUAUCAGAGGAUAGACUAUUCACUUGAAUCCACAUCCGUGGUCACCUAAAAUACAACGGGAAUUAAAUAUGGAAAUAAACAGAUUGUUAAAAACUGGAGUGAUAGAAGAGUCAAAUUCAGACUGGGCAUUACAAGUAGUCCCUGUGAAGAAAACUGAUGGGAAAGUUAGACUUUGUCUUGAUGCCCGAAAGUUAAAUCAAAUCACUGUUAGGGAUGCCUACCCUUUGUCGAAUGCGGCACGAGUUUUGAGUAAUUUACCAAAAUGCAAAUAUUUUUCUGUUAUUGAUUUGAAAGAAUCAUUUCUCCAAGUCAAUUUGAAAGAAUCGUGUCGGAAAUAUACAAGUUUUAAAAUUUUGGGGAAUGGAUUAUACCAAUUUAAACGAUUACCGUUUGGACUUAUUAAUAGCAGUGCUACGAUGAGCAAAAUAAUUGAUAAAGUGCUUAAGCAAGGGAAAUUUGAGCCAUUUAUUUUUGCUUAUCUUGAUGAUAUUAUUAUUGCGACAACCACGUUUGAGGAACAUUUAAAAUAUUUGAAUAUUCUAGCACAAUGCUUGAACGAAGCUAAUUUAUCGAUCAACUAUGAUAAGAGUAAAUUUUGUGUGAGUCGAGUGAAAUACCUGGGGUUUAUUUUGUCGGAAAAAGGCAUGCAGCCGAAUCCGGAUCUUGUUGAAGGGAUAUCAAAUUAUAAACGUCCAUCAACACCGCGCGAAAUUCGUCGUUUUAUCGGGAUGGCAGGUUAUUACCGCAAUUUUAUCCCCGAUUUCAGUGGGUUAAUUGCCCCAAUAACAGAUUUAUUGAAAGGCAAUCCUCGUAGAGUA
Topomyia yanbarensis is the source of this 4756-nucleotide messenger RNA. RefSeq lists its product as uncharacterized. Gene Ontology annotation, molecular function: zinc ion binding; nucleic acid binding. NCBI's taxonomy places the organism in Eukaryota, Metazoa, Arthropoda, Insecta, Diptera, Culicidae. Bases 2558 to 3700 code for a protein of 380 amino acids. The record is from RefSeq and is a predicted model, not a curated record. The transcript is spliced from 2 exons.